This is a messenger RNA of Iphiclides podalirius (scarce swallowtail), 213 nucleotides long. The record is from the annotation of a GenBank genome assembly. Lineage: Eukaryota; Metazoa; Arthropoda; Insecta; Lepidoptera; Papilionidae.
AUGGUCGCCUGUUACCCGACUCCGUCCGGUGCUGAGUGCAUGCGAAUCACAAACCUCCUCCGCGUAUCAAUAGAGGCUACAUCAGCUUGGAACGGUUGCGGCGACGUCGGCACAACUUGCGCCGCCAGUCGUGACCUAAACAUUCCGUACGCUAUAUCUGCGACAAGUUUGCACGUCCCGCGGACGUUUGAUGAUGACCUAACCGCCUUUUCG